This is a messenger RNA of Diuraphis noxia (Russian wheat aphid), 1806 nucleotides long. RefSeq lists its product as uncharacterized. NCBI's taxonomy places the organism in Eukaryota, Metazoa, Arthropoda, Insecta, Hemiptera, Aphididae. The record is from RefSeq and is a predicted model, not a curated record.
GACCUUCUGUAUGUGAUAGGUCCAUCAUACUGUUAGUUUUAACGUACUGCAAUACAUUUCACAAUAAUAAUACAAUUAAAAUGAUUAAAACUCAAACUCAAACAUUUUUUUUAAAACUUAGUUUAAUAUUUUUGUACUUGAAUUAUACAAAUGGUUGUGUCAGUAAUAAAAAACUUUACACUGAAAUUGGUUGUAAACCUAUUUAUAGCAAUGAUUCAAAUUCUUGUCCAGUGGCAUAUGACUGUGAAAAAGUGUUUGCUAGACCAAGUAACAAGUGUUAUCUUAAUGGAAAUGUUUACGAGCCAGUUGAAAGUCUUUCUAAAAUUGACUCAGCAUUAAACCCAUGUUUUGCUGCCUGCUUUUGCGAUCAAAGAACCUAUGAUAAUAAGACCACAACUAAAUUUACAUGUGCCAAGGUUGAAUGUCCAUCAUAUUUCACAAGACUAAGAGAUCCAUGUUAUUAUCAAUAUGACAAAGAUUCAUGCUGUGAGGUUAAAAAAUACUGUCCUGAAGAGAAGACAAUUGAUCAUGAAUGUGUACAUGACAAUCAGGUUUACAAAAAUGGUCAACGAUUUUAUGUUGGUGAUUAUUUACAAUGUGUAUGCUCACCAGAAUUUAAUGGYACUGUUAGUGAUAAAUCAUGUAGAGAGGUUGGUUGCAGUUAUGAGAUUUUAUACAUGGAAAACAUUUUAAUACGAAGUGCUCCAGUUUAUUUCGAAAAAGCGGACGGAUGCCCUAUUGAAUGGUUCAAUCCUGAAUAUAAUGCUGCAACUGCUGAUGAAAUCACUUCUACCAGCAAGUCUAAUGACYACAAAUGCAAAUAUGGGGAUUUGAGUUUCUCAGUAGGUCAAAAUAUAACUAUUGGUCAACAAUCUGACUCAGAUACAUACAAAACAACAUGUUCUUGCAAUACCCCUCCAUUAGUUACUUGCAUCAAAGUCAGAAAAUAGAGCAUUUAAUAAUAACAAUAUUAUAAUACUGGAAUAGCGGAAAGCUGUAGUACCAAACRUUCUCUCUGAAGCCCUUCAUCCAGACAACAUAAAUAACAUAAUUUCCUUUAUAAUUAAGACCAAUCUUAUAAAUCUUUUGUAACUUGUUACCGGUAUAAACUAAUAUUAAUGUAUUUUAAGACAUAAUGUAAACCUUGUAAAAUUUWUGCGGCCUAUAACAUUAGACCCGGAGUCUUUAAAUAAAUUAUAAUAAAAAAAAUAUUAUAGUACAUAAGUAGUAACUAUUUACAAAGAUCACAAAAUCAUUGAAUUCAAAUUUAACACAUCUAUUACACUAUUACAGUAAUGCCUCUAGUCUAAACAAUAGCACCAACUGUACAGCACAGCCUUGCCCUCAUUUAUAUCUUUGAUACUAAAAAAUCUAUAAUUUAUUUUAAUUAAAUUUUAUUUGAAUCCAUACAAAAAAWAAUGUUGAUAUCCAAAUUKUUAUUCAUAUUAAAAUCUAUUUUAAAAUAGUCCAGCGAAUUGGUUUAUCGAAUAGUAAACAAUUAUGAGUAUAUACAAAUAUUUUGUGUAGAAUAUUCUGUUGUACAUUCGUACAUAUAUUUUUUUUAGGGUCUUUAGGGCAUAGUAUAGCGGUUAUAUUAAGAUUUUCUAGGUCAUUUUUUAGUUAUUUUAAGUACCAUGGUGAUAAGAUGUUAUGUAUUAAAAUUUUGGUAGUUAUUUUAUUGAGAGAAUUUGGAAAAUGGAAAAAAAAAGAAGCGUAAUCUAAAAAAUCCUGGAUAAACCACUUAAUUUAUUACUUUAAUUAUAUAAUACAGUUUAAAAUUCAAGACAAAUUUUUAUUUAUACUUAA